AUGAAGAUGGAGAUCUCUCCGGGCUUACGAUAUCUGGCGGGCAUAGCGGUGAAGAUGACGGCGGGCUUGACGGUCGCGCAUAUGGGCCUGUCGGCAUUGUGUCGCGCUCUGGAGGUUCAAACCCCGUCUAUUCUGCUCAUCGGAGCAGGUAGUGCAGCGCUCUUUCUUCCCAGCGUCGCUCUCUAUUGGCGCCUGUGGUGGUUUGUGCAAGGGCGCAAGGCCAGGGCCAUGGGCGCUACGUUGCCGCCUGAAGCCAAAGAUGCCCUACCCUUCAACCUUGGGACUCUAAAGAUGAUGAUCGAUGCUUUUGAGAAUGGCUACACCGGUGAGGCCUAUAGGCCCAUCCUGGAGAAGAAUGGUAUCACUGGGAACGCUUUCGCGUUGAAGGCUGGCUUCUCGCCCCUUCAAUACUAUACAAUGGAGCCGCAGCAUGUAAAGGCCGUUCUGGCGACGCAGUUCGACGACUGGGAGAAGGGGGAUGUCUUUAAGGGCCAGAUGCAGUCGGUGCUUGGCACUGGCGUCUUCAAUUCUGAUGGCGAGAUGUGGAAGUUCCACCGAGGGAUGACGAGACCCUUCUUCAGCAAGGAUAGGAUCUCCGAUUUUGAUAUCUUCGACGCCCACGUUACGAGUGCGAUCGCGCAGGCUAAAGCGCGACUUGCGUCUGGACAUGCUAUUGACUUUCAGGACAUGUGCUCCCGCAUCACGCUCGAUAGCGCUACGGCAUUCCUCUUCAAUCACGAUGUGGCCUCUCUGUCUGCAAGCCUGAUCUAUCCUCCCGGCACGCCUGAGGCCGUCAACCAGGACCGAGCGCACCCCAGCAAUGCCUUCGCACACGCAUUUUCCUCCGCACAGCACCGCAUUGCCUUCCGUUCUUUCCUUGGCGAUGUUUGGCCACUAGCAGAGAUCACCGGGGACAAGUCGAAGAAGGACAUGGACAUAGUAAACGCGUACAUCGAACCCAUCAUCGAGGAGGCCAUCAGGGUAAAGCGCGAGGGAAAGACUCCCGAGAUCAGCGACAAGACCGUCGAGGGCCACAAGUCGCUCCUCGACUACCUUCUGAGCGUCACUGAGGAUCGCGCCGUCAUCAAGGACGAAACUCUGAACAUCAUGAUCGCUGGUCGUGACACUAUCGCUGCUACUCUGACCUUUGGCGCAUAUAUGUUGGCUGAACAUCCACAUGUGCUCAAAAAGCUCCGCGAAGAAGUCCUGAAUACGGUCGGCCCAUCGCAACGUCCGACACAUGAAGACCUCAAGUCCAUGAAGUACGUGCGCGCCUUCUUGAAUGAGGUGCUCAGGCUGUAUCCUCCCGUUCCCUUUGAUGUACGCUGCGCGGUCCGGGAUACACAGUGGCCCUCCGCGAACCCCGGUGGUCAGCCGCUCUUCGUCCCAAAGGGGACACAAGGGAUCUACAGUGUCUUUCUUAUGCAGCGCCGUACCGAUCUCUGGGGCCCUGACGCCGAGGAUUUCGACCCCGACCGCUUUAUCGACGAAAGGCUGCACAAGUAUCUGGUACCUAAUCCCUGGGUAUUUGCGCCCUUCAAUGGGGGCCCAAGAAUCUGCCUCGGACAGCAAUUUGCGUACAAUGAAGCCUCCUUCACGCUCGUGCGGCUCAUGCAGGCCUUCGACUCCAUCAGCCUCGCGCGAGAUGUGCAGCCAAAGGAGACACAGCCCCCUGCUUCUUGGGCACAGGCCCCUGGGCGCCAGGCUAUCGAGAAGAUUGUUCCGAAGCAACAUCUCACCUUGUAUGCUCAUGGAGGUCUCUGGGUCAGAAUGGGUGUCAUGGAAGAGGCUCAGACUCCCGGCCCUUGA
This is a messenger RNA of Peniophora sp. CBMAI 1063, 1809 nucleotides long. The record is from the annotation of a GenBank genome assembly. Lineage: Eukaryota; Fungi; Basidiomycota; Agaricomycetes; Russulales; Peniophoraceae.